Molecule: messenger RNA, 1352 nt
Organism: Ruditapes philippinarum (Manila clam)
Lineage: Eukaryota; Metazoa; Mollusca; Bivalvia; Venerida; Veneridae
Product: serum paraoxonase/arylesterase 1-like
Exons: 9
Coding region: 103-1161 (352 amino acids)
Molecular function (GO): arylesterase activity
Source: RefSeq, a predicted model, not a curated record
UAACAUAUGCCAGGACUUGUUCAUUGUAUUGUUAGAUUUAUUUUACGGUGUGAAGUUAAUAUCAAUUUAAUUUCAUAACAUAUCAUAUUAUUUCUUUGAAAAAUGUUUGCGAGCUCGCUAUGGCUUGCAUUGCUUGGGACAGGAUUUUAUUAUUUCUUAGAAUACAGAGAUUGGCUAGACUGGAAUGUGAAGGUCAUUUAUAAAGUUCAACCGGGUCCUUGUCGAUAUGCAUUAGAAGGCGGUGGUUCGGAAGAUGUUAUACACAUUGGCGGUGGCAUAAUAAUGAUUUCAGCCGGAUUUGAAUUUGGAGCAAAGACUGGUAAGAUAAAGAGUCUUAAUUUGAAUACGAGCGAAGUGAUCACUAUGAAUAUACGAAAUGAACCUAACAGAGAAGAAUUCCUUGCUGGUAUCCAUGGUAUAACGUACUGGAGAGACCCCAAAUCAGGAAAGAUGUACCUGUAUACACUGACACACCCAUCUAAAGAAGACAGAGUGGAAGUGUUUGAGAUGACCAGCACGACGGAACUCACUUAUAUUCGGACAAUCUCAGACCCUUUAUUUACUUUUAUGAACAAUCUUGUUGCUGUUGGAAAGGACAAGUUCUAUAUCACCAAGUUUUGGCAAAGUCGGGAUACAUACAUGGAGUAUGCAGAGAUGAUGCUUCGAAUGAAGACAGGUGGAGUCUUGUAUUUUGAUGGGAAGAAAGCUCGCCAGGUGGUCGGUGAUCUAGAAAUGCCGAAUGGUAUCAAUAUAUCGCCUGAUGGACAAACCGUCUAUGUAGCUGAAUUCAACACAAAGAAAUUGCUCGGAUAUAGCAGGGACAACACAAACAAUUUGCACAAAUCUUGGGAAGUGUAUGCGAACACAAUGCUGGACAAUAUUGAUGUUGAUUCUUCUACUGGAGACCUUUAUAUAGCUUCUCAUCCAAUAGCGUAUAAGAUUACAGACAGCGUUUUAAAUUUCUUUGGAUUUGCUUUUCCAUCUCAGGUGCUCCGAUUUAAAAUGCGUGACAACAUGGUUUCUGAGAUAGAGGAGAUGUACUCGGACGAUGGUUCUGAACUUGUAGCAUCUACGGCCGCCACUUAUGCGAACGGAAAACUUGUCAUUGGAACGGUGAGAGACCAGCUGAUGGUGUGUGAUGUGAAUUAUCUCUCAGGCUGAUUACAGAAAUCCAGCAUCUAACAUUUUGACAACAUUCAAAAUUUGACAGAUCGAAUUUUGUGGAAGGCAGUUCAUGAACAUUGCAGUUUCAAAAAAGUAUUUAAAAAAAUGCACUGUCUUGAUGUAAAACUAAAUGUAUCAGAGAAUCGUGUAUCUAAUUAGUAAAAAAUAAAUAAGAUAGUUACCAUGAG